This is a messenger RNA of Sinocyclocheilus rhinocerous, 876 nucleotides long. RefSeq lists its product as uncharacterized. NCBI's taxonomy places the organism in Eukaryota, Metazoa, Chordata, Actinopteri, Cypriniformes, Cyprinidae. Gene Ontology annotation, molecular function: growth factor binding; vascular endothelial growth factor receptor activity. Gene Ontology annotation, biological process: positive regulation of cell migration; positive regulation of angiogenesis; positive regulation of kinase activity. The coding region runs from base 157 to 873 and encodes 238 amino acids. The transcript is spliced from 9 exons. The record is from RefSeq and is a predicted model, not a curated record. Gene Ontology annotation, cellular component: plasma membrane; signaling receptor complex.
CACAGUAUUGUCUCAUGCAGAUGAAGGUUAGACAAUGGUGUGCAUUGCAUGAUGAGUUCAGCCUGGGGACCUGUUAUUUUUACUGUCUUUUCUACAAGUUCUGAUGAAACAUCUCGCUCAGAUUUUUAAACAACAUGUGAUGCUAUUGGUGUCAUUAUGGCAAAUGACAGUUCAUCUGAUACAAACCAGUCCAAACUUGAUUUCGGACACAUCAUUUUAAUCUGCAUCUACGCCGUUACCGUUUUCUUCAUGGUUGUACUUGGAUGCCUUUGCCUAAACAAGUAUCGGUCAAUGAAGAAGGUCAUAUGGGAGCUAAGGCAAAAGAGGCCGUCUGUCCCCCAGGUUCCUUCCCAAGAUUCUCCACCUCCAUCUCCCAAUGUCCUGAAUAUUCCUGAACUGCCCGACCAUACUACAGAGAGCCCAUUACAGAGACAACCAACUAAAUCCAUAAGAUUUCCAUGGAAGCCUCCACUACAGGUUCCUCGGUUCACAAAGGCAGACCUAAACCUUAUUCAGCUCAUAAAGGCAGGUCGAGAAGGAGUCUUCUACAAAGCAAGGAUAAUGAGGGGCACAUGUAGAGGCCAUUCACUGGUCACUUGCAAAAUUGGAAAAGAAGGUAUCACCUCAAAGCAGAUGGAAAAUGAGGUGUCUAUUAUGAGAAAGCUGGCGUAUCAUAAAAAUGUGAUGCAGCUGCUGGACUGGAAUACAGCGGAAGCUAGACAAAAACAUAUCAUGCAAGACUGCUGGAUGGAUCCAUACACAAAUAGACCUUCAUUUACAGACAUUGUCAAGAUCCUGGAGAGUGUGGUGGAGAGUGAUGGGGAUUAUGUGGACGUUGACAACCAAAGGAUCAUGAAUGCAGAGGAAAAGUGAAUU